AUGCCUGCAAACCCCUAUCCCGAGCGUGGUCGUUCUACUGUCCGCCUGGAUGAGAGCAGUGCGCAACAGAACGCGACCCGCUCCUCCGACGAUGGUUCUGCGAGAGUACGCUCCACCAAACGCCGGUCGUCUUCGAGUCCUUCUUCCAACAACGAGAAGUCAAGACCAAAGAUUGAAAAAUGGACACUGGGCAUACUGAACGAUAAGAAGACCGAGGAAGUUCCUGGCACGGUCUUGCUGCUGUCCUCCAACCGAAAUGAGCCGCUGGGUCUUGAGUAUCAACAAGGCCGGCGGAGCAGUUCCUCCAUGCCGGCUCAGCCCAUGUCACCCAGGCGUCUCUCGGUGGCAUCCAAGAAGAGAACAAAGGAUGGCCAAGUCAUCCUAGAUCCGCAGCCGGACGACUCGCUAAAUGAUCCUCUCAACUGGCCCGCAUGGAGACGUGAUAUGGCUCUUCUCUCUCUUGGGUUCUACUGCAUGUUAGGUGGCGGUAUGACACCCAUUCUGGCCGCUGGCUUCAACAAUGUUGCCCAGUCCUUUCACGUCGCUUAUUCAAGGGUCGCCCUGACUACGGGCUUGUACAUGAUGGGUUUGGGAGUCGGUAGUGUCGUCUUUUCACCUACAGCAAUCCUCUUCGGGAAACGGCCCGUCUAUCUAGCUUCAGCAGUGAUGUUCAUCCUCACUUCGGUCUGGUGUGCUCUGGCACCCAACUACGCUCAGUUGGCAACUGCAAGGGUCUUUCAGGGAAUAUCUGUGAGCCCAGUGGAAUGCUUGCCGUCUGCCAGCAUUGCAGAAAUCUUCUUUCUGCAUGAGAGAGCAUUUCGUAUUGGGAUAUAUACCCUCCUCCUUCUUGGUGGGAAGAACUUAAUACCCCUAGUGAGCGCAGUUAUUAUCAACGCCAAGGGUUGGAGAUGGGUAUUUUGGGUCGUCACCAUUGUAGCAGGCUUCGGUCUGCUUGUCCUUUUCCUUUUCGUUCCGGAAACUUUUUGGGAUCGCACUCCGAGACCAAAAUCAAGGAGACCGACGGUGCAUCGAAGCUGGUCUAACAUACUUCAUCAUCCAUUGCAUCAGAAUAAAGAUAAUGCUGCCGGGCGCCAGCCACUUGACAGCACUGCGCUUCAAGCCGCUAUCGAUAAGGCCAUGACCCCGAGACAACACAGGCUGCACGAGCAAAAUGUACACGCCAGGUUUGAGGAGGAGAUUGAAGACGACAAAAUCGAGCAGCAUGAAGUGGAGGUGAAAGACCAUUCUGAUCCAAUAUCUUCUGCCCAUUAUCAUCCCAGUGCUCCCGAUGAGAAACCUCACAAAGAUCUGGCAUCUUCAACGGACGGUGCAAAUGAUGUGAAAGACCCAGAAGAUACCAAUCGAGGAAAUGCCGAAGAAAUGGGACCGGUCGCGAAACCAGCACUUGUUGCCCUUCCACGAAAGAAGCUCAAACCCACAGGGUUGACUAUGCCGCCAUCACCAGACCCCCGCUCCUUUAGUAGACCCUGGGACGGGAGCCACAGUGGUGAGCCGCUGACUUUACCCCUGGCGUCAAUGCCUCCGAGCUCUAGGAGCGCCACGGCGAGGUUUUCUGUCAAUGAUCCCACUGUCCCGCAUCUUCAUAACCUCAAUUCUCCAUACUAUGUCGAGCUUGAAAGGACUGAUGACUAUCUCAGUCACCAUGCGGUUCCUGAAUCAACAAGCGAUAGGUCAAGGGAUCCAAACCAAGGCGUGGCGAGAUCCGACACCGCUGCCACAAUUCCUGGCACCCCCGUCCAUCUGGAAAAGACAAGAUCGAGUAGUAUCAACGAAGGCUUGCCCUCCCCUAGACUGAUUCGCUACACAACCAAUCUCAAGCAAUCGCCGCCAAAGUCUUACAUCGAGACCCUUCGACCGUGGAAUGGCAGGCUGUCUAAAGCAAAUUGGUUUCGCGUUGCUCUCCGGCCAUUCAUUCUCUUUGCUUAUCCGAGCGUUCUUUGGUCGACGCUGGUAUACUCUUUGUCGAUUGGCUGGCUUAUUGUGCUGUCCGAGUCGAUAUCUAACAUCUACCGAAACCGAGAUACAUACAACUUUACCGCUCUCCAGGCUGGGUUGGUCUACAUUUCGCCGUUCGUUGGCGGCAUUCUCGGCACGGCAGUCGCGGGACGGGUAUCCGACAUCAUCGUUCGCUUCAUGGCUCGCAAGAAUGGCGGUGUCUACGAACCCGAAUUUCGCCUGGUCAUGGCUAUCCCGGUUGCGAUCAGCACCUCUGUCGGUCUCAUGGGCUUUGGGUGGUCUGCCCAAGAGCGAGACGCAUGGAUUGUCCCUACCAUCUUCUUCGGUAUCAUUUCCUUCGGCUGCUCCUUGGGAAGUACCACGUCCAUCACCUUCUGCGUCGACAGCUACCGGCAAUAUGCCGGCGAAGCGCUGGUGACAUUGAAUUUCAGCAAGAACAUCUUUCACGGACUUGUGUUCAGUCUGUUCUUUGCGAAUUGGCUAGAAGGUGACGGGCCCAAGACCACCUUCUUGGCGAUUGGAGGUAUUCAGCUUGCUUGUAUGUUUACGGCCAUUCCAAUGUACAUUUAUGGAAAGAGGGCCAGGAUGUGGACUGUCAGAAGAGCGUUCAUGGAAAACUUUUGA
This is a messenger RNA of Fonsecaea multimorphosa CBS 102226, 2601 nucleotides long. RefSeq lists its product as uncharacterized. The transcript has 2 exons. Lineage: Eukaryota; Fungi; Ascomycota; Eurotiomycetes; Chaetothyriales; Herpotrichiellaceae. The record is from RefSeq and is a predicted model, not a curated record. The coding region runs from base 1 to 2601 and encodes 866 amino acids. Gene Ontology annotation, molecular function: transmembrane transporter activity. Gene Ontology annotation, biological process: transmembrane transport.